AUGUACAGCGAGUGCUUUGCCCCCUUCCUUCUAUGAAGCCCAUGUGGUAUUAUUGUAGCAAAGUGUAAUUUCUUCAGUGUUGUCACAUGAACAGGUACAAUAAAGGGGCGGACUGACAACUCAUGGGGGCCCCCGGGGAAAAGGGGAUCAUGGGGCCCCUGUGUCCUUGCCCAAACUCAAAAAAAGCCUAUGAAAAAGGUACCAGGGGCAUCUCAUGGGGCCCCCUACUGACCCCAGGCCCUUGGGCAGUGCCCGAGUUUCCAAAUGGUCAGUCCACCCCUGGU
Molecule: messenger RNA, 284 nt
Organism: Staurois parvus
Lineage: Eukaryota; Metazoa; Chordata; Amphibia; Anura; Ranidae
Source: the annotation of a GenBank genome assembly